AUGGGUUCCAUAUUCCUACCUCAUUUACGUUCAGGCUGGCAUGUCGACCAAGCGAUACUAUCGGAAGAUGAUAGAUUGGUAGUGAUCCGAUUUGGCCGAGAAGAAGAAUCACAAUGUAUGAUUAUAGAUGAGAUAUUAUAUCUGAUAAGUGAAAAGAUUAAAAAUUUUGCUGUUAUUUAUUUAUGUAAUAUUGAUAGGGUACCUGAUUUCAAUCAAAUGUAUGAAUUAGAAAUGGGAGAUCGACAGUUGGAACCAUUUACAAUUAUGUUUUUCCAUCGAAAUAAACAUAUGAUGUGUGAUUUUGGAACGGGGAAUAAUAAUAAAUUGAAUUUUAUGAUUCGGGAUAAACAAGAAUUAAUUGAUAUUAUUGAAACUAUUUAUAGAGGGGCUAAAAAGGGGAAAGGGUUGGUUGUUAGUCCUAGAGAUUAUAGUUCUAUACGGAAAUUCCGAUCAUAG
Scheffersomyces coipomensis is the source of this 456-nucleotide messenger RNA. Its product is annotated as U4/U6-U5 snRNP complex subunit. The record is from RefSeq and is a predicted model, not a curated record. The transcript has a single exon. The coding region runs from base 1 to 456 and encodes 151 amino acids. Gene Ontology annotation, cellular component: spliceosomal complex; U5 snRNP; U4/U6 x U5 tri-snRNP complex. Lineage: Eukaryota; Fungi; Ascomycota; Pichiomycetes; Serinales; Debaryomycetaceae. Gene Ontology annotation, biological process: mRNA splicing, via spliceosome.